CGGGCCGGCCAUGGCCAAAGGGGCCCUGUUAUGCCCCCCAGCCCCAUGCUACGCACCCCCACAAGCUACUAGCACGGGACACGCCGGCUCUCGGGUUCGUGCGAUCGCAGCCUUCUUCUCUCCUCAUAUAUCUCGAUCCCCGCGCCACGCGGGCGGCUGCUCCCCGUCGUUGCGUAGGGAGGCUGCGGAAUCUCAACGGCCUCUUCUAUCCUCUCCUCCCAGACUCCAGUCCUACGCCUCGCCCCAGCAGCUUCCCCGCCGAAGCACGCCAGAAGGGACUCUGCUCUCGUCGUCGUCGCUAGACUGGCGUGGACUGGAGUCUGGAGAUCCUUGCGGGCGUGAAUUCUGCGGUUGGUAAGACCGUCCAUUUUUUCAGGUGUUUCACUAUAAUUUAGAAGAGCAUAAUGCCUCGAGGGCGAGGUUCUCCUGUGUCAAACCCCAAGGAGACUAACGUUGAGGAAACAACCAAUUCUAAUAAAGAUAACACCAGGCAUAGCAGGAGCGUAUAUUUGUUGCUGGGAUUGUUGAUAGUCUUCCUUCACGGAUCCUGGUCUGUUUAUCGUACCCAGUUUGGAAAUCUUCCUUUGCCCCUUGAUGCUGAGCAGGCUGGUAAACGGGGGUUCUCGGAAGCUUCCGCCCUUAAGCAUGUGGAGUACUUGACAGGCCUGGGUCCUCAUCCAGUUGGUUCAGAUUCCCUCGAUCUUGCUGUGCAGUAUGUCUAUGCAGAAGCAGAGAAAAUAAAGAAGACAGCUCAUUGGGACGUUGAUGUUCAAUUGGAGCUAUUCCACACAGAUAUUGGUGCAAAUCGUCUAUCUGGUGGCCUUUUCAAUGGAAAAACACUCUUGUAUGCAGACCUUAAGCACGUGAUCCUCAGAAUUGUUCCCAAAUAUUUACCAGAAGCUGAGGAAAAUUUGAUUCUUGUCUCUUCUCAUAUUGACACAGUUUCUACAACUGAAGGUGCCGGAGAUUGUAGUUCAUGUGUGGGAGUCAUGCUAGAGCUUGCACGGGGAGUGGCUCAGUGGGCUCAUGGGUUUAAGAGUGGUGUCCUAUUUCUAUUCAACACAGGGGAAGAAGAGGGCCUUGACGGAGCACACAGUUUUAUAACUCAGCACCACUGGAGAAACUCAGUACGCUUUGCUGUUGAUUUGGAAGCUAUGGGUAUAAGUGGGAAAUCAACCCUUUUUCAGGGUACUCACCAAUGGGCUUUGGAAAGCUUUGCUGCUGUAGCCAAAUACCCAUCUGCUCAGAUAGCUACACAGGAUGUUUUCCGUUCUGGAGCAAUAAAAUCUGCUACUGAUUUUCAAAUAUAUCAGGAAGUAGCUGGUCUUCCUGGCCUUGACUUUGCAUAUACAGAUAGGACAUCCGUGUAUCAUACAAAGAAUGACAAAAUGAAGCUUCUGAAACCAGGAUCCCUUCAGCAUAUUGGAGAAAAUAUGCUUGCUUUCCUACUCCAUGCUGCUGCCUCACCAAAAUUCAUGAAAGAUGCACAUCAGGCAAAGCAAGAGAGCACAGAGCAGAAAAAAGCUAUUUUUUUCGAUAUUCUGGGCAAGUAUAUGAUUGUCUAUCCACAGCGACUCGCAAUCAUGUUUCACAACUCGAUAAUAUUUCAGUCACUUCUUAUAUGGGGAACAUCACUGCUAAUGGGUGGACGCCAUGGGCUUGUGUCCUUCGGAAUAUCAUGUUUGAGCAUUAUUCUAAUGUUGAUAUUUUCUAUCUGUUUACCGGUUGUGGUGGCAUUUGCUCUGCCACAUAUCAGUCCCUUUCCUGUUUCAUUUGUUGCAAAUCCAUGGUUAGUUAUUGGCUUAUUUGGUUCGCCUGCACUGCUCGGGGCAUUUAUUGGACAGCAUAUUGGAUUUAUUCUCCUGAAGAGGCACAUUCAACAAGUGUAUUUAAAAACAAAGCCAGGUCUAACUGGUAACACCAUUGAAUACAUUGUUGACCUGGAAGCUGAGAGGUGGAUUUUCAAAUCCGGUUUUGUACAAUGGCUCAUAGUUCUGAUACUGGGAACCUAUUUGAAAGUUGGAGCGUCAUAUAUAGCACUCAUAUGGCUUGUUUCUCCUGCUUUUGCAUAUGGUCUUAUGGAAGCAACACUAUCUCCUGCAAGGCUACCUAAACAGCUUAAAGUCGUUACAUUGGUUCUGGCUUUGGCUGCGCCAGUUGUGUCAUCUGCUGGUUUGGUUGUUCGCAUGGUUGAUGUGAUGGCUGGCAGUAUUGUACGUGCUGAUAGGAACCCUGGUGGACUACCAGACUGGCUUGGAAAUGUUGUAGUUGCUGUUGGCAUCGCUAUAGUUGUCUCUUUUACAUUUGUUUAUCUUCUUUCAUACGUCCAUAUCUCAGGUGCGAAAAGAACACUUCUUUCUCUAUUGUGUACACUCUUUGGUCUUGCUCUUGUAAUGGUAUCAAGUGGCAUUGUUCCAGCAUUUACGGAGGAUAUUGCUCGUUCUGUAAACGUUGUGCAUGUUGUUGAUACUACAAGAAUGAAUGACAGAAAUACAGAACCAUCAUCCUAUAUUUCCCUGUUUUCGAAUACACCUGGAAAGUUGACAAAGGAAUUGACGGACCUUGGAGGCGAAGAGUUUUCUUGUGGAAGGAAUAUGACAAUUGAUUUUGUGACAUUUACCAUGAAGUAUGGCUGUAGGAGUUACAAAGGGAGCAAUACCGGAUGGAGCAAAUCGGAAGUUCCCCUGCUCCAGGUUGAAAGCGAUUCUGCUUCAGAUGAUACCCGAAGAACAAUAGUAUCAGUUGAUACUAAGUCAUCUACACGCUGGUCGCUUGCAAUCAAUAAGCAGGAAAUUGAUGACUUCACUAUUCAAGUGGAUUCAGAGAACUUGGUUCAACUGGGUGACAAGAGCCAGCUUGAUGGAUGGCAUACAGUCCAGUUUGCUGGUGGCAAGAGCUCACCAACAAAAUUCCAGUUAACCCUCUUCUGGUCAAGCAACGCAACACACGCAUCUCCUAAAGAAGCUAAAGUAGAAGAUUAUCCUUUCUUAGUAAAACUAAGAACAGAUGUGAACAGAGUCACACCGAUGGUUGAGAAGGUUCUUGAGAAGCUUCCACGAUGGUGUACACCUUUCGGCAAGUCUACUUCUCCUUACACACUGGCUUUCUUGACCGCUCUUCCUGUCAAUGUUUAGGCAGCACACACAGUUUCUCCUACAUUUAGGGUAUUGACAUAGUGUUGACUCAUCCUGUAUUUGGCUAUGCAUAUUAGAUCCUAUCAUCUCUUGCACUCAUAGCUUCAGAAUGUACACGGAAGCCACUGCAACAUUGAAUUUGACAGAACCCUGAUGAAGGAAGGGUCAAACAUAGAAGAUAGCCCUGGGACAAACACUUAUCCGAUGAAUCAUGAAUGAAUAAUCGUUUGAUGUCAAAACUGCAGAUUGAUUAGUGGUUGUAUGAAAUACAGGUGUUAGUCACGGAGACAGUUGAAUGCGUGGCCA
Messenger RNA from Brachypodium distachyon (stiff brome), 3440 nucleotides. Its product is annotated as endoplasmic reticulum metallopeptidase 1. Gene Ontology annotation, biological process: proteolysis. The transcript is spliced from 14 exons. Lineage: Eukaryota; Viridiplantae; Streptophyta; Magnoliopsida; Poales; Poaceae. Gene Ontology annotation, molecular function: metalloexopeptidase activity. The record is from RefSeq and is a predicted model, not a curated record. Bases 405 to 3134 code for a protein of 909 amino acids.